Molecule: messenger RNA, 832 nt
Organism: Symsagittifera roscoffensis
Lineage: Eukaryota; Metazoa; Xenacoelomorpha; Acoela; Convolutidae
Product: large ribosomal subunit protein uL30-like
Exons: 1
Coding region: 55-792 (245 amino acids)
Biological process (GO): maturation of LSU-rRNA from tricistronic rRNA transcript (SSU-rRNA, 5.8S rRNA, LSU-rRNA)
Cellular component (GO): cytosolic large ribosomal subunit
Molecular function (GO): RNA binding; structural constituent of ribosome
Source: RefSeq, a predicted model, not a curated record
AUUUUUAUAGGUUUUUCUGAGUUUUCAUUUUCAGAUCUUGUCAACUGAUUCAAAAUGGUGUCGAAUUUGCCUCCCCUUCCUCGAGUUCCCGAGUUCCUCCUGAAAAAGCGACGAUUGACCGAGAAGAAACUCAAAGUAGUGAGGGAGACACGCCAGAAGCGAAAGGUUGCUUUGGAAGCUAGAAAGACCGCAUACUUCAAACGAGCAGAGAAGUACGCCGCCGAGUACAAGAAACAAUACACGGAUAAGUUCCGACUGGCACGAGAGGCGAGGAACAACAGCAAAUUCUAUGUUCCCGCUGAGGCGAAACUUGCUUUUGUAAUCCGAAUCCGAGGUAUCAAUGGUGUCCAUCCUAAGACAAAGAAGAUCUUGCAGCUCUUGAGACUGAGGCAAAUCAACAACGGAGUCUUUGUCAAGUUGAACAAGGCUUCUUUGAACAUGCUGAGACUGGUGGAGCCUUACAUUGCAUGGGGAUACCCGACUCUGAAGACGGUACGGGAGUUGAUCUACAAGCGAGGACAUGCUAAGAUUUUUGGACAGAGGAAAGCACUGGUGAGCAAUGAAAUGAUUGAAAGUGCUUUGGGAAAGCGAAACAUUAUCUGCAUGGAGGACUUGGUCCACGAAAUCUACACAGUGGGAAAGAAUUUCAAGCAGGUUAAUGGAUUCCUGUGGCCUUUCAAGCUGAGCUGCCCCAAGGGAGGAUUCGUGAAGAAGGGCAACCACUUCGUCGAGGGCGGAGAUUUCGGAAACCGGGAAAUAUUCAUCAAUAAGCUUGUUAGCAAGAUGAAUUGAUUUGUGAAUGAAGUUUCAUAAUUCAGUUUUUCGAUUCUGA